GAAGUUUGGGUGUUUGCUAAUGUUUUGAUUUUCUCACAUUUUUAUGAAUUAUUAGAAAAUAAUUUUAAAAUGAGUUUAAUACGAGCACUUCAACCAUCAUUAAUUUCUCCUCAAAUUCGACUUAUUAGCUCAACUUGCGUUCUAAACAAAAACCAAUCUGGAAGAUAUAAAGUUACUCCAAAGAAAGAUCGUCCAUUGACUUAUGAGCAAUCGAAUCCACCUCACCAAAUCGGUCACAGAAAAGCAUGGAAUUCUUGGAAUGUUGCUAAUCUCAAGAAGGAAAAACCAGGAGUUCAUCAGAGGGAACCACAAAUGAUAACUGAAGACUUUUUCAUCCGAAAAUUCAUGACUGCAACCUUCCAUGGGAUUGUUUGUUCGGAAGUUAUCAUUAAACGACAAUUCAAUUUGAUUCGAGUGGCUUUUAUCAUGAGUCGUCAAUUGCCGCCUAGAAAAAUGUAUUUUCUCAUCGGAUACACUGAAGAGCUUCUUUCCUAUUGGCUUCAAUGUCCAGUAACUUUAGAAAUUAAUACAGUAGCUGAUAAGAGGGAUGUCAUUUACAAAUAUAUUUAAGGACGAUUCUUUUAAAAAUAGAAUUUCAUUAAUAACAAAUAAAUUAAAAAAAAACAUUGAAAAUUUCAAAGAUGUCAUUCGAAUUUUUAUUGAGGAAGUUUUAAAUUCAAAAUUUGUUCAUUUGUAUUAAUUUGAGAAAGAUUAAAGCCUGAAAUCAUUUCAAUGGACCACAUUUCUUCAUCACAAGUUUGAAAUAGCUCCAUCGCCUCCAUCCUGUUUUAAAAAGUUUGAUACAAGAAAAUUCUUCCUUAAAGAAUUCUUUUAUAGUUUCAAGCGAUAAAAAUUGGCUGAGUCCAGAUAAUGAAAUGCUUUGAAGUGCAGCAGAUUUAAUAAGUUCAGCUGUGACACCUUGAAAGUUGAAGUCGUACAUUCCAAGUUUUAAAUAUUUUAGCUUGAGAUGAUCAUCCAAAAUUUGCUUCAAACCUUGAUGAGAAAUGUCACUUAUUCCUGAUAUUUUGACGAGUUCCAGAUUAGGACAAGCACUGAUGGUAUUAAGGAUUGAUUUCAUGUUAUGGCUUUCAAUGUUUUUAACUUUGAAUUCCUUUAGAUUUUCAUGUUUUAUAUCUUCAUCGAUGACAAAAUUAUCUUGAUCUCCAUCUGAAUUAUUGCACACGAAUUCAAACGUUUCAAGUUUUAUAAAAUACUUUAAAACGGUACCGAUGAUAUUAAAUAAUUUAUUCUCGAAACUCAAAUG
Clunio marinus is the source of this 1264-nucleotide messenger RNA. The record is from the annotation of a GenBank genome assembly. NCBI's taxonomy places the organism in Eukaryota, Metazoa, Arthropoda, Insecta, Diptera, Chironomidae.